UCUGCCUGGAAUGUGCAGAAGCUAUGAUGACCAUCAAUCAGACUGCCAGUCAUUUAAUCAGACUGCCAGUCAUUUGCCUGCAACAUUUCAGGGACUCAAAUAUCAUUGACCCAAAGUGAAAUGUUCUGCAGUCACAGCUACUGAGGUUUUUAUUUUUGAUACGGGGAGGGGGAUCCUAGAAACCGCCCCUUGCACUUCAGCGCUGCUUCUGAUCCAUCUCGUGAAUAUCAAAUUCAUACGACGCCUCCAUAUUGGAAAAAAAGCGUAGAUGGAUGUAAUUACGUGGAAAAGGACAUAGAAAUAAAAUGGAUUUUCAGAACUGUUCCACUUCGUAUUAAAACUUGAAUACAGUGAACGGCGGGAGGCUUUUUGUCGUUUUGCAGUCAACGUAAAUUUGAUGUGGAAUUGAACACUGACUGACCAAUCGGUCCUACUACAACUAGCUUGCUCUAGCUACUAGCUACUAGCUUUUUUAUUUUUUGUCUUACUUUUUGAGUUUUUGUCUUGGAUGUUGCUUGUUAAUUGGAUAUUCCUUACGUGUGGGAAGUGCCUGGUGGUAUUUUGCAAUUCAACUAGCAAGCUUGCUACAUGCUGUUCGGCUGCCAUUUCAACACCGCUAGCAAGUUAGCUAGCUAAGUUAAGCUAGCUAUCGUUAGCCUUUCUGGAGUAGUAGCUAUCUGGACUUCUUGCUCGCAAGAAACAGUAAAUACGUUAAAACUAACCAAAAAGGAACAAGCAACCGUCACAAUGGACCACACGUCCAUAAUAACCCAGGUUUCAAACCCAAAGGAGGAGGAGAUCAUCUCGUUUAAUCAAGAAAAAGUAUCCCAGUCCAACGUCAGUCUGAAGAAGCAGAGGAGUCGAGGCAUUUUCAGCAAUUUUCUCUGCUGUUUUAGGAACUAUAAUGUGGAGCCCCCGGUCUCCAACAACACCACCACCUCCCUGCCACCCCCACCAGAGGAGAACGGAUCGCCACCCAAGUCUGACCAGGACGAGGUGAUUCCUAUCCCCAUUCCUCCAGCCAAAUACCUCCUACCAGAGAUGAACAUAUCUGACUAUGGGAAGAAGUGUGUAGUGAUCGACUUAGAUGAGACCCUGGUACACAGCUCAUUUAAGCCCAUUAGCAAUGCUGACUUCAUAGUCCCGGUGGAGAUAGAUGGAACUGUUCAUCAGGUAUAUGUGCUGAAGAGGCCUCACGUGGACGAGUUCCUCCAGAAGAUGGGAGAGCUGUUUGAAUGUGUUCUGUUCACAGCAAGUCUCGCCAAGUAUGCUGACCCCGUGGCGGAUCUUCUGGACCAGUGGGGUGUGUUCCGGGCCCGUCUGUUCCGGGAGUCGUGCGUGUUCCACAGGGGGAACUACGUUAAAGACCUGAGCAGGCUGGGACGAGAGCUCAGUAACGUCAUCAUAGUAGACAACUCUCCUGCCUCAUACAUUUUCCACCCAGAGAACGCUGUCCCAGUUCAGUCGUGGUUCGACGACAUGAGCGACACGGAGCUGCUGGACCUGCUCCCGUUUUUCGAGGGCCUGAGCAGAGAAGACGAGGUCUAUGGUGUUUUGCAGGACCUCCGGGGAAGGUAGCAUCAGGGACAAACCACCCUUCUCACCCUCCUCUCUCGCUCUCUCUCUGCCCCUUUAACAGCACCAUCCCAAACCACAGCCCUUCAGCCCCGUGCCCUCAAGGCCGGAGCCUCACUGUGGAUGGGGGGGGGGACUGGGUUAGCCUAGCACCCUGUAGUCAGACAGGAGAACACUCCAACUCCCAUGGACCACUGUGGCGAAACCAGGAAGCCCGAUUGGGACAAUCCUAGGUUAGAACGUGUGUAUGGUGCGGCGGAAUGCAUUUCUGAUUGGAGGGUACGGACGAUAAACGGGAAAAAAACUCUUGUAUUGUCACUAACGGUGGCAAAAGGCGGAGUUACCCACACAGAGAAGUGCUUACCUAACCAAAAAUCAAAACCUUUUUGUGUGGAAAUGUUUUUGUGGUAAAGAUAACACACAAAUUCAGUCGGAGUAUUUGGUCCUCGUAUCGUUGCUAUGCAUCAGACAGUUUCUGGUAGUUUGAAGGAAACGACUGUGAUUUCAUUUUGUUUUUCCUACCAAAUGAAGUGCCUUGUUUGAAUGUGGUUUUUAUGAGGAUAUAUUUUGUACAUGGCCAAUAUCCGGAAAACGUCAAUCUUUUAAUGAACGCCAUCUAUGCUUUAAAAUGGAGACAGGUAUUCUUUAUAACGAAGCACUGUUGUUAUUGUAGCAAAGACAUCAUAUGAACGCUGGCUUAAAUGUCUCCAUUAUACUUCUCCAGUUUGCUUGUGCCAUCGUAUAGAAGUGUUUUCUUUUCUCUUUCAGUCUUCGUAUUAUCAUAGUAUAGUGUAUUAUGGUUAAUUUGUUUUUAGGAAGCAAAGGAAUAUGUUUGCAGUUGUGAACUUUCUACAUGGUAGUUCGGCAGAAUUGCCAUUUCAAAUUGUAUUACAUUUUGGAAAACCACCCUGAACCAUAAUUGAAUUUGUGCCAAUAUUUUUUCAAUGUAUUUAUUUUGUUUUCGGUUUAUAGAUUGUUAAAAUCUAAACGAAGAUAAUUUCAGAAAGUAUUUUUUAAGGAGCUUUGCCUAUUUAAAUGAAGGCAUUUUAUUUUUCUGAAGAAUAUAAUUUCAUUGUACGUUUUUAAGUGAAUGGAUCAUACUGAGUUAGUGAUCCAGGUCUUUCAGUCUGCUACUUUUUUAACCAGCAUGCAUUUAUCAACAACAACCAUUUUUAUUUUCUCCUACAGGGGGCAGUUGCCCUUUCAAUUCUCCACCAGUGACACACUGCUGUAAAACCACCCAGUUAAUUGUUUCCAGUGAUCUAGGCUGUAUCACAAAUGGCACCCUAUUUUCUACUUAGUGCCCCAAAGUCUCCAGUCCAAAGCAGUGCACCAGCCAGGGAUUAGAGUGCUGUUUGAGACACAGUACUGGGCAGAUGGGCAGAGUGCCACGUUGCUCGACACCGCAGUGCCUAACUCCAGUCCAGAGGGGACACACUGUACUGUAACCACGGGCAAUAACCUUCAGGAUCAAUGUUAGGGCCUAGGGGUUUGACCAGGAUACACUCUGGACUGGCAGCACGCUAUUUCCUGGUCAGGCCAUGUGAGUCCUAGCUUGUCAAAUUGUGUAUAUUGUGUAGAGGUCUGAAAUGGUUAAAACAGGUUUUGUUGUAACACCCUGGGCUAGAGAAAAAUGUUAACCUUCUGGAAAUGUUUCCAGAAAUCCUGUUAGGGAAAUUCCUGGAAUAGAAUAAACACCUGUUACACAACAAGGAUUUCUGAGAGUUAUGGGAAAGUUACCAGAAUUUUGUUACACUAGUUGUAACUAUUUGGGCACUGCUAAAGGAACAAGGGCAACAAGGCCUUAAUGCCUGUUAGGACAGAAAGCAAUUAUCAGUCAUUGAUCCCAAGGCUGCUAUAAUGUUAUGGUAACGGUCGGCGCGGUGUGUUUCAACAAACGGUUAAGUGCAGCGUUUUAUCGCGUGGUCACCUUUUGGUUGACGACAUUUUGUGGCUAUUGAACCGGCUGGGAAUGAAACAGAAAAUGACCGUCGAUGUUCUGGUCAGAGGCAAUACUACGGUAAUCUGCUGCUUUAACCGUUAGUCAACACAUUGUGUUUAGUCCUUCAUGUUUUACGACUCAUGACAGGCUACUGUUUGUAGGCUCUUAUGGGGAUGUCUUGUACCAUAAUGUCGACCGGCGGUUGUGGACAUGGACAUUUUAAUAAUGUUUGUGUGUUAUUGGUUGAUGAUUGGGGUGUUAUGCAUUCAAGAUGUUACUCAGUUUUAAUAUAUUAAUGCCCUUUCAUGGAAAGUGUUACUGGUUUCAAACACUCUUUAUCUCUGUGUCUUUCUGAAGCUGUUGUUCGUAUCAUUGUCAUAUUUUUCUAGAGACCGUUGUCAGUAUUUGGUUUAGAAAAGUUGCAUUAACCAUUUUAUCAAGUUAUUUCUUCUUCUUUAAGCGAUCAUUUCUAUCUUGGUCUUUCUCACUGCCUUGGAUUAAAACAAACAUCUUUAGCAUACUUCAAGCAAACAGGUAUUCAUGACAAAUCUAUUCAAUUACAUUUUAAGUCACCUUUUGUACAAGAAGCUGUGUAUCGCCUUGUGAUGGGACAUUUCUCCAUCUUUUUCUGCGUGCGCACACUCAAUCACACAAAUUACACUCUGAUAUAAACUCACAUAAGGAUGUUCACUUGUUAUUUUUUAGUCAGUUUUUCCUUUUUGUUCAGCCUUUUUUUUUACAUUUCUCUUCUAACCGGUUUACUUUGAGUGUACAUGUUUGAUUUUCACCCUUCUUACCCAAACACUAUAUUUUCUUUUUUAUCCUUCCAUUGAAAUAAAAGGUUGCAACCCAUACA
Molecule: messenger RNA, 4373 nt
Organism: Esox lucius (northern pike)
Lineage: Eukaryota; Metazoa; Chordata; Actinopteri; Esociformes; Esocidae
Product: CTD small phosphatase-like protein
Exons: 8
Coding region: 748-1578 (276 amino acids)
Molecular function (GO): RNA polymerase II CTD heptapeptide repeat phosphatase activity
Source: RefSeq, a predicted model, not a curated record